AGCGUGCGGAGACUCCUGCGGCGGCUCGACCGGCUGUUUUCGCAGUACGACGCGGUCUGUCAGGACUUUUUCGUGAGCAAGAUUGAGAACGUGGGGGAGACCUACCUUGCGUGCGGCGGGCUGCGCCGUCACGUGCAGGCCCGGAACGAGGCGCUGUGCGGAAAAUCGGUGGUGUUGGAAAGGUACAAGCGCUGGUCGUCGACCGUCGGGGCGGAAGCGCUGCGCGCGGACCAGAAAUCCGCAAUGGACGCGUAUUUCACCACCCUGUUUGCCUGCGAGUUGAUCCGCUACGGCGAAGAAGGUGUUGUACGUGGGGCGGUCGGCACGGGAGAAGGCGAGCGUCGAGACGUGGUCGGUGAUGACUCGUCGUCCAUCUGUAGUUCUUCUGCGCAUACAAGAAUCAUGAUGUCGCCACCAUCCACAACGAAAAAUGAAGAGCACGGUCUUGUUUCGCCUGACAAACCACCAUCACGUGUUGAUGAAGUCGUCGAUGAUCAUGGUACGGGUAUGGUGCCGUUACAAGAAGACCAAGCGCCAGCGUGCUCAUCUCGUGAAAAUCAUGAGGAGAACAAGCAGCAAGAGCAACAAGCACCCACAGCAGCGUCGCGUGCCAUUUCUUACGUGCGAUCAACGACGAUCGGCGCAAUCCGAAACUUUGGUUCUAGUUCGACAGACGAAAAAAAGUCUACGUACAGCAGCGCUGCAAGAAACGAUAGUGACGACGUCGUUUCACUCUUUGAGAACAUGUUGCAGAGCACCUCUGCUAUUCCAGUUGUUCCGGCAAGUAGGAGCGUAAACAAGGGGGAAAUCUACUUCGCAGAGUCUGAAUCUUGUUCCCAACAAGAGAACGCUCCUUCUGGCUGUGGAGAUGAUCUUCUUCUGCUGAAACUAGGUGACCUUCCGACGCCGUGUCGCACCCAGGCGAAUGUUCCGCUGGACACAAGAAGUAGAAAACCCGUCGACCAAAGAAUAGCAAGGCGGCAAGCAAUACAGCAAAUGCCCUUCAAUAUCCGAGUUGGAGUGCACACUGGUCCUGCGUGCGCGGGAAUUGUAGGCUCGCGGAAGCCGCAGUACGCAAUUUUCGGCGACACAGUAAACACAGCUGCGCGCAUGAAGUCCACCUCUUCCAGCAACACGGCCGUGCACGUUUCCAGCGCUACACACGCACUCUUGUUACGGUGUCGCGGCGCGACGCAGCCCCAAUUCAAGACACCGUGUUCGAACGCAGCGGAUGAUUUUGGACUCAGGAUUUCGGGGCCGGUAGACGUGUUUGCCAAGGGGAAGGGGACGGUCGAAACCUGGUACGUCGAACCGACGCAGAAAAGCAAGACGGAGCUGCAGAGAGAGGGGUUAAAUCAAGGAAAGAACAAGACGGACUCAGCUGAAGACGAGCAAUCCUCCUUCGGGAGGCAGGAGAGCUUUCACGAGACAGAAAGUAGUCGUGUAAUCGCCGCGGCGGAAGAAAGAUCAGAAACGGCACUGAGCAACCAGUUGAAGAGCUUAACCUCGGACAAUACUAGCGGAGCCAACAUUUUACUGGGGCGAUCGUGCGCGCAGGCCCGUGAUCUUCCGAAACUAGACAGAGAGGAGGACUUUCAAGUUCGCACGAGCGAGCAUGGUGUAGUUUACCAAGAGAAGUUUCCAAGCGGCGAAGUAGAGAGCAGCAGGUUCUUCUGCGGAGAUACAACUGACCAGAAACCGACAUCUGGGCGGACCAGCAUCUUACCAGUGGCGAUCAUGUCUGACUUUCUGAAAACAGCAGUGAUGACGUACAUUUUUUUGGACACCGGAUCGGCCUUUUUUUCGCAGAGCUCACGUCCGCUGUCCACAGUCGCGGCACUGCUUUUGAUCGGUCGGAUUUUCCUUGCUGCAGCGUAUUGCUUCGCGACACAGGAGUGGCAGUUGGUCGCAGGUGUAGCGCUUUUUGCUUUGUCAGUUGGCGCGAACUUGGCAGUCAGCGCAGAAGCUGCAACACUCAGCCCUCGAAUGGUUUUGUUUUGGAUUGCCGUAGCAGCCUUUUAUUGCGACGCAGCUUCCUCGACGCAGAAAGGCAUAACCGCGUGUGUGGUUGUGGUCAUUCUUUCCGGAUCGGCGUAUCUUUUACUUUUAGUCACUUUGAGAAGGGACGAGAGCGACAGCGAGUACAGUAACUCCACAACAAUCGCGGACCUGGUUCUUAUCACGCUCCUGAAUGUUAUUGCAGUGGUAGUCUUCCUUAUGAAAAACACUUCUUCUGCUGCGAUGAGGAACUCUGCUGCGGAUCUCUUGACAGCCGAGCGGAACCGCGAAAGUCGUGCGGAACAAAUGCUGGCGGACCUCUUGCCGGCGGAGAUUUUGCAGAAACUAGCAGGAACGACGAAACUCUCCGGGGACAGAUUUAGUGUGGUGACAAGCCCAAAGAAAAGCAAGUCACUCGUCCACCACUGCUUUUCUGACAGUGCGCUACUUUUCGCAGAUAUCACGGGCUUCACCGCGUUUGCUUCAAAACGGACUGCAGCGGAAGUAGUUGCGGUGGUUACGGGGCUCUUUGCCGCUAUUGAUGACGCAUCUCGACAGUGGCAUGCUGUGUACAAGGUACAAAAUGACUGGAUAGGAUUUUCUAUCCUCUUCUUGUGCGUUGGUGCUGAUUUUGUUUUUUGUUGUUGUGCGAACUGUCAGCACCCCAUUCAUUGGAGGAGCCAGUCGAAUUCGAAAAAACUGGGUAAUUUGCGUUAGGUAAUGCUUGCACGAAAAAUCAGGUUUGUACGAUAGGCGACUGUUACGUUGCAGCGGCCUUCGGUAAUCCUACACCGCGCGAAAACAUCGUGCAGAUGCUCGCAUUCGCAUUACGCAUGCUCGAGCUCGUGCAUGCUAAUCAGCAGAACGAAGCCGAGCCGAUCAACGUCCGCGUCGGCAUACACUGUGGCUCUUUCGUGGGAGGAGUUUUAGGACAGCGCCAGCUGCGAUUCGACAUUUGGGGAGAGGAUGUCCGAAUUGCAAAUUUAGUGGAGCAGGAGGGUCAGCCGGGUGCGAUUUGCGUUAGUAAAGCAGUACAGAAGGUCGCUACAGCAGCGGAAGAGCUGAUCAACGGAGAGGAUGCGCAACUACUGCUUCUGGAUGAAUCAAAGUGGUCCUUUCAGUUUCAUAGAAGCGUAGCAACGCGCACGGAAGGCAGAAAGAGCAGAGUUGCUAGUGAGGCACAUAUACCACCCCCGGAGGUUCUUGAAAUUUACAAAUUAAUAAAAUACGCGAGCACUUAAACUCAUGCAAAGGCAAACUACGAAUGAACGCUAGCGUCACAUCCAUUUUAAAAAAUUAUGACUGGAGUGCAUUUUGAAAAACAUGUCACAUAGUUUCGUUUUCUGAUUUUAUAAUUACGUUUCAGCACGACGCAUUUCCAUUUCUUUUGCAGGUUUUUGUGCUGCGCUGCAGUCACAAGCAUGAGUCUCAAAACAAAUUGAACCACAAAAAACAUGGUGAGCAAAGCUUGUGCAUGGGUAUGGAAGCAUCCUUAAUAGUUCUCCUUUUCG
Amoebophrya sp. A120 is the source of this 3509-nucleotide messenger RNA. NCBI's taxonomy places the organism in Eukaryota, Dinophyceae, Syndiniales, Amoebophryaceae. The record is from the annotation of a GenBank genome assembly.